UUGAUAUUGUAGCAGAUUCUCAAAUAUUGGUGGAGAGGAGAAGCUACAUACAGUUCUUCAUAAACUGAAACAAAAGUUAACAUGCAGUCUGAAACACACAUAGACAUGAAUGCCCAGAAUAGAAUAAGCACUAUUGCUGGGUCUUCACUGGAGAUGGAGAUGAAGGGUAGUGCAGAAAAUACCACGACAUAUAAGUUCAACAAGAAUGCUUUUGCUUGCGCUGUGUUUGCCUCUGUAAUAUCCAUCAUAUUUGGAUACGACACCGCUGUAAUGAGUGGAGCAAUGAUCUUCAUGAAAGAAGAUCUCAAAAUCAGUGAUGUACAAGUCGGAGUCCUCGCCGGGAUAUUAAACCUAUGCGCCCUAGUCGGGUCCUUAGCGGCCGGAAGAACCUCCGAUUACAUUGGUCGUCGUUACACCAUAUUCCUAUCCUCCAUAAUUUUCUUGGUGGGGGCAAUUCUAAUGGGCUACGGGCCAAACUACGCGGUCCUAAUGAUCGGUAGGUGCACCUCUGGCAUAGGUGUGGGCUUUGCACUCAUGAUCGCCCCGGUUUAUGCAGCAGAGAUCUCAUCCCCUACAUCGCGGGGUACACUAACCUCUCUACCGGAGCUUUGCAUCAGUCUCGGGCUCUUAUUCGGAUACGUAUCAAAUUACCUUUUUGGGAAACUGGCUUUGAAACUUGGCUGGAGAUUGAUGCUUGGGGUUGCUGGAGUCCCAGCAAUUGCUUUGACUAUUGGGAUUCUCAAAAUGCCAGAGUCCCCAAGGUGGUUAGUGAUGCAAGGUCGUUUAGGGGAGGCUAAGAAAGUGUUGGAACUGGUUUCUAAUACCAAACAAGAAGCUCAAGUUCGUUUUCGUGACAUCAAAAUUGCGAUUGGUAUUGACGAAAAUACCGAUGAUAAUGUCGUGAAGCAUAGAACUAACAAUCGAGGAGAAGGGGUGUGGAAAGAAUUAUUCCUGAGGCCGAGUCCUGCUGUCCGGAGGAUUUUGCUAGCGGCAAUCGGAAUACAUUUCUUCGAACAUGCAACAGGAAUAGAAUCCGUGAUUUUGUUUAGUCCGAGAAUUUUCAAGAAAGCUGGGGUUACUAGCAAAGACACGCUCUUGCUUGCCACAAUCGGGAUUGGGGUUACAAAGAUUGUGUUUAUAUUGCUGGCAACAUUUCUGAUUGACAAGGUUGGUAGGAGGAAGUUAUUGUUGACGAGCACUGCGGGGAUGAUUAUAUCUCUCGCAGGAUUAGGGUUUGGAUUGACCAUGGCAGAGAACUCCAAAAAGGAGCUUGCUUGGGCUCUAAGUUUCAGCAUUGUGGCAGUGUAUGUAUUUGUGGCUUUCUUCUCUAUUGGACUUGGGCCAAUUACAUGGGUUUACAGCACUGAGAUUUUCCCUUUGAAGUUGAGGGCACAAGGGACUAGUGUUGUGGUAGCUGUGAACAGAGUUAUAAAUGCUGCUGUUUCAAUGAGUUUCAUUCCAAUAUAUAAGGCAAUUACAAUAGGAGGGACCUUCUUUAUGUUUGCAGGGAUAUCUGUGUCGGCUUGGGUUUUCUUCUUUUUGUUCUUACCAGAGACUAAAGGAAGGUCUUUGGAAGAGAUGGAAAUGCUCUUCAGCAAUUAUAGGACUACUGGUGCUGAUCAAUCUAGAAACAGUGUUGGAGUGCAAUCUAGAAGUGAUGCCUAGCUAGAAAAUAAUUUGUGAGAAAAUUAUACCUAGAUUGCUUUUAUCUCAAAUUUGUGUCUUCUUAAAUAAAUUAUGAUGCUUGUAAUUAUAUCAAGUUGAAACUUAAAAAAAGUUGGAUGAAAUUGAAUG
This is a messenger RNA of Rosa rugosa (rugosa rose), 1794 nucleotides long. Its product is annotated as probable polyol transporter 6. Lineage: Eukaryota; Viridiplantae; Streptophyta; Magnoliopsida; Rosales; Rosaceae. Bases 82 to 1665 code for a protein of 527 amino acids. Gene Ontology annotation, biological process: transmembrane transport. Gene Ontology annotation, molecular function: carbohydrate transmembrane transporter activity. The record is from RefSeq and is a predicted model, not a curated record. The transcript has 2 exons. Gene Ontology annotation, cellular component: membrane.